Messenger RNA from Neltuma alba, 591 nucleotides. RefSeq names its product ABC transporter E family member 2-like. The transcript is spliced from 5 exons. The record is from RefSeq and is a predicted model, not a curated record. Gene Ontology annotation, molecular function: ATP hydrolysis activity; ATP binding. Bases 1 to 591 code for a protein of 196 amino acids. Lineage: Eukaryota; Viridiplantae; Streptophyta; Magnoliopsida; Fabales; Fabaceae.
AUGGCCCAACAUACAUCCACAGAUAUCGAAGAUUUAUUGUCCAGUAUAUGUACUCAUAAACAUGGCAGUUUUGAACUCCAUGGUUUGCUGAUACCUAGAGCAGGUAAAGUCUUUAGUCUGCUCGGACGCAAUGGCAUUAGAAAGUCUACUGCUCUCAGUGUUCUUGUCGGAACACUUAAACCUAAUUUGGGUCGUCCUAACCCACCUAACUGGCAAGAGAUCCCAGAGGAAUUUCGAAAACCCGGACUUAAAAAAUAUUUUACUCAUCUCCACAAUGCUGAUUUAAAGGCCAUUUUAAAGCCUCAAUAUGUUGAUCGCCACCUUAAAUCCGUUAUAGAUCGUGAAGUUGGUGUACUUUCAGGUGGGGAGCUCCAAAGGCUUGCCAUUGCAAUGGCUGCCAACAGGAAUGCUGAAAUAUACUUGUUUGAUGAACCAUCAAGUUACCUUGAUGUAAAACAGAGGCUGAAGGUUGCCAAAAGUAAGGGACCACAAUCGAGGUGGCUGCAGGCUGUUGCUAGCCGUUACCUUUUCUUUAGGGUAUUUUGGAACGCUGAGGGAAGGGAGGAGGUAUGGAUUGUUUUUGAGUGUUGA